CCCAUCAACCCCGAAAUCGCGACAAUCAACCUUCUAGAACACCUCCAACGAACACCACCUUAUCACGAAGCGCUGUUAGUAACCAGGAAUCCAUCACAAACGCGUAACAAUGGCGCCCGCCGCCGACACCUCGUUCGAGGAGGUGGUUAGCAAGCCUCCUCCAGGCGUCGUGUUGCCCCCCAAAGACAUUCGCGCCAUCGUCGAAAAGACCGCCGGCUACGUGGCCCGAAACGGCACCGUGUUCGAAGAGCGAAUCCGCACCAAAGAACAGCAGAAUCCCAAGUUCUCGUUCCUCAGCGAAAACGACGCUUACAACCCUUUCUAUGCGUGGCGGCUCAGCGAGGUCAAGGAGGGCAGAGGCACGGCGGUGUCGGCUGGGCGCGUGGAGGAGGGUGGCGCGGUGAAGGCGCCGGAGAAACCGAAAGGGCCGGAACCGCCGCCGGACUUUCAGUUUAGUGCGCGGAUGCCGAACAUCAGCGCGCAGGAUCUGGAUGUGGUGAAGUUGACGGCGCUGUACGUUGCGAAGAACGGGAGAGGAUGGAUGACGCAGUUAUCGCAGAAGGAGUCGGGGAACUAUCAGUUUGACUUCUUGCGACCGCAGCACAGUCUGUAUCAGUACUUCAGCCGGCUGGUGGAUCAAUAUACGGAGUUAUUGAAUGGGGGAGUCGUGAAUGGUGGCAAGGCGGAGAAAGGGCGAAUACAGCAGCUUCAGGGCAACGUCACGGACCGGUAUCGCGUCUUGGAGAAAGCGAGACGGCGAGCCGAAUGGGUCAAAUACCAAGAACAACAGCGCCAACAGAAAGAAGAAGCCGAAGAAGCCGACCGGUUCUCCUACGCGCAGAUCGACUGGCACGACUUCGUUGUCGUCGAAACCGUCCUCUUCAACGAAACUGACGACCACACCGAGCUCCCUCCCCCCACCUCCCUUAACGACCUCCAAUCCGCCUCCCUCGAACAAAAAGCCAUGAUGUCCCUCGCACCGCACACCAUGCGCAUCGAAGAAGCCAUGCCUACCGACGACAUGCAACAAGCCUACUUCACCCCCUCCCCCGCCGCCGCCACGCCCUUCCCCCCACCCCAUAUCCCCCAGCCGCCCAUCUCGCCCCAACCAAUGGGCCCCCCCAUGCCGAUGGCCGCCGCAUCCCACGCGCCAAACGACCGCCUCCGCGAGCAGAUGGCCGCCAACGAACGCGCGCAGCAAGCGCAGGCAGCCGCGAAGGGCGGUCCGGGGACGAUGAAGAUCCGGAGCGACUAUGUGCCGCGUGCACAGGCGAAGCGACAGCAGCAGAAUGGGUAUCUUUGCCCGAAUUGCAAGCAGGUGAUCCCGGCGGAGGAAUGGGAGAACCAUAUGAAGAUCGAACUCCUCGACCCCAACUGGCGCGAACAAAAAGCCCUCUCCGACCAACGCCAAAGUACCACCAACCUCUCCACCGCCGAGGUCGCUAACAACCUCAAGCGCCUCGCGUCGCAGCGCUCCGACGUGUUCGAUCCCAUCACCGGGCAGGCCAUUACGCCGGAGGAGGAGCAGCGGCGGAAGAUGGCGAAGUUGCAGGCGGCGGAGCAGGUGCCGGUGCCCCCGGGGGCGGUGGGGGCGGUGGGAGGUGAUGGGAGAGGUUUGCAGGGAUUGAGUUUGGAGGAGCAGAUUAGGCAGUUGCAUCAGAGGUAUCGGUAGGGGUUGAUAAAGGAGGGCCUGGCGAUGUAGGGAUAUGUUUAUUGUCCGAUAUCGAAUCCCUCGUUUCUGUACGAGUUGUAUCAUUACCAUGGAGGGCUAAGCCGAGGAACGCCUCCUCCAGGAUCAAUCGGAGGCUAUUGUAGGAUUCUGGGACGUUGAGCUUCAAGCUGCCAGCAAAAAUGAAGCAGCCGCACCUCGCUGUAGACGAGAUACAUACAAUCUAGGCGAGAUGAAUCCAAUCAAGCUGUCUAUUCGAUC
Molecule: messenger RNA, 1930 nt
Organism: Eremomyces bilateralis CBS 781.70
Lineage: Eukaryota; Fungi; Ascomycota; Dothideomycetes; Eremomycetales; Eremomycetaceae
Product: Surp module
Exons: 2
Coding region: 110-1672 (520 amino acids)
Biological process (GO): regulation of alternative mRNA splicing, via spliceosome; mRNA cis splicing, via spliceosome
Cellular component (GO): U2-type prespliceosome; catalytic step 2 spliceosome; U2 snRNP
Molecular function (GO): RNA binding
Source: RefSeq, a predicted model, not a curated record